Molecule: messenger RNA, 1076 nt
Organism: Suillus subalutaceus
Lineage: Eukaryota; Fungi; Basidiomycota; Agaricomycetes; Boletales; Suillaceae
Product: Sedlin
Exons: 4
Coding region: 359-901 (180 amino acids)
Biological process (GO): endoplasmic reticulum to Golgi vesicle-mediated transport
Cellular component (GO): TRAPP complex; nucleus; cytoplasm
Source: RefSeq, a predicted model, not a curated record
CGAAGCAGGUCUCUAUGAGUUGCAUUACGCAGUUGCGUACGAGCAAAUCGAAGGAAGGCUGGCUGUGAACUGAUACUAGCCGUGACUGGGGUCGCGAUUCGUGCUGGCAGUGACGAGAAUGGUCUUAGUUGUGGAGAAGAAUUAAAUUGGCAAAGGGUAUUGCAAUGAGCCAGGCGACUGUUGCAUUUCGAUUGUAUGAUAGAGCGGUGAAAUACAUGCAAGCACCUUUUCGACAUGAGCAAGUUCGGAAGAGCGUGUAUGUCACGGUUGACCGCAACGUCCAACCUAAUACAAUUUCAUUGAUCGUAAACAACAUUGUCAGGGCUAGCGCUGGCUCAUCAUAGGCCACGACGACUAAAUGUCUCAUCAUCUCUUCCUGCUCUCUCCGUCUGAUACGCCAAUAUACAGUUUGACGCACUACUCUACUAAGCUACCACAGCCAACGUCCUCGUCACUUUCGUCAAACUUGCCUACAUGGUCUACUUCUGCGUUUGCGGGCACGCUGACGGCGUUGUCAGGAGCGUCGAGCGCUACGCAGUCUCAUCACGUCCAAGGUGGCAGUGUGAGGAUGGGCGGAGGGCAAGAUCGACAUGUGAUCCAAAUGAUUGCCAACGCAAGUCUGGACAUUAUUGAAGAUGUCAUGCGAAAGGAAAGCGCCAUGUAUCUGAAAUCUGUAGAUAAAUUCAAUGAAUGGACGGUGUCUGCGUUCAUUACCCCAGGCAACAUGAAAUUCAUACUGCUGCAUGAGACUAAGAAUGAUGAUGGAAUCCGGUCCUUCUUCCACGAUGUCUGGGAAUUAUACCUCAAGACAAUGUUGAACCCAUUCCACACGGCACAUUCACCGAUACGCAGUACUGUGUUUGAUACACGGGUUCGGGCGAGUGCGAAAAAAUAUCUUUGACAUCGGUACCUGAGGAGAGGCCACAGGCUGUCCAAAUGUGGGGAACAAGACAAUAACUUUCAUUACACGGCAUACACGUGUACGGUUAUUAUCAUAGGGACCAGGGAAUGCAGUUAGACUCUGUAGUGGAGUGAAUUACCGAGAUCCAGGUUGAGCAAUACUAGUUUUAAAACAA